CUCACUGGACCCUCGCCAGCCAACAUGGAAGGCCACACCAAGCUUUCGAUACUUAUGCUGAUCAUCUCAGUAAACUUCCAUCAUGCGAAGCCAUCUAACACAAAAGAGGCCAGGAAGGUCGGUCUACUCAUCCCAGAGAAGAUCAUUGGAGGUGUCAUCGACAUAGUGCACAGCCACAAACACAAACCCUCGACCACUGGCCAGACUCAACAGCAAGUCCAGCAGCAGACUCAGGUGGUCACUCAGCAGAAUUACCAGCCCCAGCCUGGAUACCAGCCCCAGUAUCCCAACUACCAGUAUCCCCCAGCACCAAACCAAGGGGCUUACCAGUCGCAGUAUCAAUCACAGCUACAGAACUCAUACAAUAAUGGAUACCAACCUCAAGGCGGUGGAAAUUACCCCGCAAGUUACCCACCACCCAGCUACCCUCAAAACCCUGCCCCUGUAUACCAGGGACAACAGCCCAGCUACGGUAAUACACAAAGCCAAUCGCAAGGCCAGUAUCAAGGCAACUACCUCCAGAACCAAGGCCAGUACCAAAAUCAAAACCAGCAAUCAACAGGACAGUACCAGAAUCAAAAUCAGAACCAACAGCAGAUAUCAGGGCAGUACAAUCAGAACCAGCAGAAUUCUGGACAAUAUCAGAAUGUAAAUCAACAAAUUACGGGGCAGUACCAAAAUAACAACCAAAAUCAGCAAAAUAACCAGUUUCAAGGAUCCAGCAAUCAACAAUCCAGUGGCCAGUUCAUUGGACAAGGUUCUGGUGGUCAGGGUGGUGGUUUCCAGAUUUCUGCUGGUCACCAGUCUGGCGGGCCUGGGCCUACAUGUGUCUGUCAGGCUUGGACUAAGCCAGAAAGUGUGAAUGAAGUCCCCUCACCGAAAGGACAAGAGAAAAGUGAAAACUCUACAGCCGUGUAA
This is a messenger RNA of Ostrinia furnacalis (Asian corn borer), 918 nucleotides long. Its product is annotated as glutenin, high molecular weight subunit PW212. NCBI's taxonomy places the organism in Eukaryota, Metazoa, Arthropoda, Insecta, Lepidoptera, Crambidae. Bases 25 to 918 code for a protein of 297 amino acids. The record is from RefSeq and is a predicted model, not a curated record. The transcript is spliced from 2 exons.